GAACCAUGAGAAGCUAUGUACAAAUCUGAUGCGGAGAAUAUGUGUCCUCCAGAUACCUUGACUUUGGACGAGUUAGCAAGAUGUCAUUGGAGUAGGUAACCUGAUCCAACUCUGAAGAAUUCAUGGGAGGAAGGGAAGCUUUCUACUUGAGCAUCCGUGAUAUAAACAGGAAAUGAAGACAUCACCUACUAUGCUUGGAAUCGGGAAAUUGCUUUGGGUCCUCUUCCUAAUUCCACUUGUAGGCAUCUGGAGUAUCAGUGGGGAUGAAUCAUGUGACAUACAUUUUAAGAGAUAUUCCAUAUAUGUUGUGUCAUCAGGAGACCCAUUUGAACUGGAAUGCCCUGUGAAAUAUUGUUCUAAUAGACCUACUGUGACCUGGUGCAAGGCCAAAGGAAACUGUUUACAUCUUGGGGACAGACUUCAGGGCUUCAUGGGUUGGGAAGAAAGGAAGAGUAUUUCAGGUUUUAUUCUGCAUUUUAAUCAAGUGCUUGCUAGUGACAAUGGGUCAUACCGCUGUUCUGUGAACUCUUCGCCUGGACUCAUUGAAAGCCACUCAGUUACCAUUAAUGUGACAGAUACAAGGAAUGCCUCAGGACCACCCUCCAAGGAAGAGAUGGUGGACCAACAAUGGACCCUUUAUAGUUUGCUUCCUUUGGGGGCUUUACCUCUAUUCAUUACCUGUUUCCACCUAUUGUGCUGCCUUAGACGGCACCGCGGGGAACAAACGAAGCUUUCUGAUACAACAGGAAGGGAAAGUAACCUGAAUAGUUCAUCUUUGGAGAAUCUUGAUGAGAAGAUUAUAUUAAAACUAUCAGAAUCUGGAUAUUUUAGUCCAUCUUUUGCUUCUGCUCACCUCUAUUUUGGAUCAACCCUCAGUCAGGCUCUGUCUGCAGCAGCUCUAGAACUCCAAGUGCAGCAGGAAAGAAAGUCCUGGUCUCAGGAAGCUCAGAGAGAAACCUCAGAAUGGCAUCUCAGUGAUUGGCUGUCCAGACUUAGACCCUAUGCACAUUCGUGA
This is a messenger RNA of Balaenoptera ricei (Rice's whale), 1015 nucleotides long. RefSeq names its product B and T lymphocyte associated (gene BTLA). Gene Ontology annotation, cellular component: plasma membrane. NCBI's taxonomy places the organism in Eukaryota, Metazoa, Chordata, Mammalia, Artiodactyla, Balaenopteridae. Gene Ontology annotation, molecular function: signaling receptor activity. Gene Ontology annotation, biological process: immune response-regulating cell surface receptor signaling pathway. The record is from RefSeq and is a predicted model, not a curated record.